This is a messenger RNA of Salarias fasciatus (jewelled blenny), 1348 nucleotides long. RefSeq names its product mitochondrial genome maintenance exonuclease 1 (gene mgme1). The record is from RefSeq and is a predicted model, not a curated record. NCBI's taxonomy places the organism in Eukaryota, Metazoa, Chordata, Actinopteri, Blenniiformes, Blenniidae. Gene Ontology annotation, molecular function: single-stranded DNA exodeoxyribonuclease activity. The transcript is spliced from 5 exons. Gene Ontology annotation, cellular component: mitochondrion. Gene Ontology annotation, biological process: mitochondrial DNA replication. Bases 150 to 1205 code for a protein of 351 amino acids.
AUGUUUGGGCAAGUACCAGCACUUUUGUGACGGCUUAAAAACUUUUAAAAUGUCUAAACCACGACCCUGGUCGUGUUUGGUGCUAAACUGAAGUUAGAGAGCCAACUUAAACCGUUAUAGAGUGUAAGUCAAUCGUUAAGCUUGUCACAAUGUUUAUUUUUAAGCGUGUUUUGGUUGUCAGCGGUAUCCUCGUGCCUAAAAGCACUGCCCUCCCACUACGACACUUUUCUGCUCCCUCCUGCCUGAGGUCUCCCAAAAGAAACAGCCCGUACAGCUCAGUGGACAGUGAGCGCUACUCUUCCCUGGUCAAGUCCGUCAUGUCCACCAGAGUCAGCUCCCAAACCCCGGAGACGCUCAGUGCGGAGGACGAACACAUGUAUGGACCUGUUAUCAAGGCUCAAACGCCCCCUAGGACUGAGGUGAGGACACCCAAGACCCUCCAUCCUUUCUUAAACUGCGAGGAUGCUGGAGAACCUGAGGAUGCAGAGUCGGGACCUCCAGUCCGGAUCGGGAUAAACAGAGGACAGGGCAGGUCUUCGGUCCCCAGCGUGACCCGCAUCCUCCAGCAGACACUUUCCCAGGAGCAGAUCUUCUACCUGGAGAGGUGGAAGAGGAGAAUGAUCGCGGAGCUUGGAGAAGAAGGCUUCAGAGAGUACAGUCAGAAUUUAUUCAGACAAGGGAAGCGUUUCCACUCGGCGUUGGAGGAGAUCCUGACAUCAGAUCCAUCAGGGAAGGACAAGAGUGUUUCAGAGACUGCAGAGUAUCCGCCUGACAUACAGGGAUACAUGGAGAGUGUCUCUCACAUACUGAGGGAUGUCACUGCUGUGAGAGCGAUUGAAAGCACUGUCAAACAUGAAACAUUGAACUACCUCGGAGUUGUGGAUUGUGUUGCUCGCUACAGGGGUGUACUGUGUGUUAUUGACUGGAAGACUUCAGAAAAAGCCAAACCAUUCUUAAGCAACACGUACGACAACCCUAUUCAAGUGGCAGCCUACGCCGGUGCUUUGAACAAUGAUGGAAACUACAAAUAUCAGGUUGAAAGUGGACUGAUUGUUGUGGCGUACAAGGACGGCUCUCCAGCACACGCUCACCAACUCAGUCCUGAGCUGAUGUUGGAUUACUGGAAAACUUGGUUACUGCGGCUUGAAGAAUUCACAGAACAAAGAUCCAUUCAAGCAUCUGGUGCUUCUUCAGAGAACAGAUGACAUUUCUGAAAAGUUGUGCUGAUUAAAGUUAUCUUUCUAGCUGCACUUAAAAUGCACGUGAUCUUUUUCUGGGCAGUAAGAGGGGGAAACAAUUCCAGAAUGUCUUUAAUUUUCUUUAGGGCAAAAGCAAAGACACUCCUAGA